GUGGGUGUGAGUGUGGGUAUGGGUGGGUGUGAGUGUGGGUGGGUGCGGGUGUGGGUAUGGGUGUGGGUGUGGGGUGUGGGGUGUGGGAUGUGGGUGUGGAUGUAUGGGUGUUGUUUUCUUUAUUGCCUCACACCCACACACCAACACCUGCACUACACCCACAUACCCACACCUACACCCACACCCACACUCCACCCUAAAAAAAUUCAAGUCUAGGGAUAAAAGUGCUUCACUAGACAUUGAGUUUCUUAUUGAAUAUAGUCUCAUUAGAAAGAGCAUAUCAAAUUACAUAUCCAAUAAAAAAUUCACGCUGGUACGCCUGUAUAAAGUAUAAUUUCAUAAGACUGAAAAGAAUCGCUAUAUGUAAAAAUAAAACCCAAUGGGGGCGGUAUUCUGCAUUUAUCGAUGGAAAAAAAUUCGAAUAUCUUAGACCAUCUUAUGGAAUCUGAUAGAAAAAAAUUCUGCGUCGAAUGAGCCUAUUUUCGAUAAACUUUCAUCGGAUAUUCAUGGACUUUCCGGGCAAAAACUGGUUCUUUAGGGUCCCAGAAAGUCCUUCAGAUGUUUUUUAUUAUCCGAUCAAUUUUUGAAAAUAAGAUGAUAUUUGUAAUCAGCACACCGAGUUCUAGCAAACUGCAAAGACUUCGAAUGGAAAAACGAAAAAAAAUUUUUUUUCGAUGCCUGGGGGAUACUCCAGGGAUGCAAGAGUGAGUUGUGGAAAAACACGAAAUAAACUUGUGAAAAAUAAUCAUGAAUGAAUGCUGAUUAUUAGGAUAAUAAAAUGAGGUUAACAUUUUUUGGUACGUCUGGAUAGGAAUUUGACACACCUCCUUUCUUCCCUAUAUACUUCAACACUCCUUUCAGAUCGUGUUUCACAAAAGAGGGGAGUACCCUUAAAGAACAGCUGAAUAACAAGCUGCUCUUCAAUAUUUCGCUCAAACAGGCAAAAGUGCACCAUUCACUGUUUUCAUUAGACUCGUUUUACGCCACUAUGGGCAGAGAGGUGAUGAAAAAAAGUGCACUUCAACAUUUACAUGUGAAUAGGCAAUGUAAACCUUUCACAAGACACUGCAGUCUGAUGUUAAACUAUAUGCAUAUGUGUCAAAAUCGAUAAACAACCUAUUACGAGGUUUUUUUAGCACGUGGAUGAGCUUAUUUCGUUCGAUCUUUUUAGGCCGAAAGCGAAAGUAAAUUUUCGUCAUACAAGCCAAUGGCACAUAUGCAAAUAGUCAUAAGUGCCGUUUUAUUGCAGUGUAUAUAAUAGAUGCGAAAGAGAAAACAAAUACACUCUCCUUCCACAACAGCAACGUAUACGUCGUUCUGCACAUUGAAAUAUGAAUAAAGUUCUUUUCCUUCUGCUUGUUGAUGCGGUUGGUUCAGCUAUGAGUAUGCAAUAAAAAUCAUUAUUUUUCUUCACAUGUUUGUUUUUGUGAAACUUUAGGUAAAACGGGCAUGACAUUCAUAAAGACUACACAUGAUUCCCGUUUCGGUAUUGAUAAUUUUAGUUGCCAUGCACCCGCCGGUUUCGAUGGAGUGAAAACGUGCAAUGCAUAUACAGGAGACACUGAUUGUGAAACAGCCUUACCCGUUCUCUGCGUUAAUAUCGAUAACAGCCCACGUCCAGCCUAUCCUGUUAUUGAUCCAGGAUGUACCAGUUGUGCGAUGCCUUACUGGUUUUAUUUCGGUUGGGGUCGUGGUGAGUAAAAGUUACUUCUAAUUUUCUCGUCUGCUAUUCAGAACAAAAAAGCACACAUUCUAUGCUUUCUACAUUUGGACAGGUUAAUAUGAUCUUUUUUUCAUUGUGAUUUUCUGCUUUCACUAAGGUAAUGUUGCUAGUACAACACCGGUCAAAGCAAGCCAAUUUCAAACACGACAAGAUGUUGAUGCUUUUUGCACAUUAACAUUCGGAACUGGUUGGAUAGUGGAAUCCUGGAAUGAAAUGAGCAAGUGGAUUUCUGGCAUGGGUGGAGCAGAUGGGCUAACAUAUUCUGGAAGCGAAUGGACUGCUAAUGCUGACAAAAUACAGAGUGGUGGAUGGGGUUUCUUCGCUUAUGGCAAUGUACGAAAUGAUACUCGUCUGUGGAUGCAUGGUCCACUUGAUCAAUCUUCGACUUGCUGGGCACAUUGA
Messenger RNA from Rotaria sp. Silwood2, 2125 nucleotides. NCBI's taxonomy places the organism in Eukaryota, Metazoa, Rotifera, Eurotatoria, Philodinida, Philodinidae. The record is from the annotation of a GenBank genome assembly.